CGCUCCUGCUCCGCACCCAGCGCCGGGGCUGGGGCCGCCGCCCGUCCCCUUCCCCGUCCCGUGCCGUCCCGCUGACCGCGGCUCGUCCCGCAGCAGGGCCGCUGGAGGGGAUGGACUAUUCCUAUGAUGAGGACCUGGACGAGCUCUGUCCGGUCUGCGGGGACAAGGUCUCCGGGUACCACUACGGGCUGCUCACCUGCGAGAGCUGCAAGGGCUUCUUCAAGCGCACGGUGCAGAACAACAAGCACUACACCUGCACCGAGAGCCAGAGCUGCAAGAUCGACAAGACCCAGCGCAAGCGCUGCCCCUACUGCCGCUUCCAGAAGUGCCUCACCGUGGGGAUGCGCCUGGAAGCUGUCCGUGCAGACCGGAUGCGGGGAGGGAGGAACAAGUUUGGCCCCAUGUACAAGCGGGACCGUGCCUUAAAGCAGCAGAAGAAAGCUCUGAUCCGUGCCAACGGCUUCAAGCUGGAGACGGUGCCUCAGAUCAUGUCCCCGGUGCAGAGCGACUACAGCCUGUCCUCCACCAUCCACAGCAUCCACGCCAUGUCCAAGACCCUGCCGCCCAACCCCGCUGCCCUGACGCCCGUCGACUACGAGCGCAGCCCCUACGGGACGCCCUCCCUGGGAAUGACUGUGCCCGGCCACGCGCCGCUCCCCGGAUACCACUACCCCUCCUUCCCCAACCGCACCAUCAAGUCGGAGUACCCCGACCACUACACAAACGUGCACGAGUCUGUGCCUGCCUACGUGUACCCAGAGACCUACCCCAGCAGCUCUCCCCCCGACAUCCCCGAGGUCAUCCUGAAGCUGCUGCAGCUGGAGCCCGACGAGGCCCAGGUGAAGGCACGGAUACUGGCCUGCCUGCAGCAAGAGCAGGGCAAGGGCCGGCACGAGAAGCUCAGCACCUUUGGCCUCAUGUGCAAGAUGGCUGACCAGACCCUCUUCUCCAUCGUGGAGUGGGCACGGAGCUGCAUCUUCUUCAAGGAGCUGGAGGUGGGUGACCAGAUGAAGCUGCUGCAGAACUGCUGGAGUGAGCUGCUGGUGUUCGACCACGUCUACCGGCAGCUGCAGCACGGCAAGGAGCACAGCGUGCUGCUGGUCACCGGCCAGGAGGUGGACAUGUCAACCAUCGCAGCCCAGGCCGGCUCCAUCCUGAACACGCUGGUGCUGCGGGCGCAGGAGCUCGUCCUGCACUUGCACUCGCUCCAGGUGGACCGGCACGAAUUUGUCUGCCUCAAGUUCCUCAUCCUCUUCAGCCUCGACGUGAAGUACCUGGAGAACCACACGCUGGCUAAGGAUGCCCAGGAGAAGGCCAACGCGGCGCUGCUGGAGUACACGGUGUGCCACUACCCCCACUCCACGGACAAGUUUCGCCAGCUGCUGCUGUGGCUGGCGGAGGUCCGGGCGCUGAGCAUGCAGGCAGAGGAGUACCUGUACCACAAGCACCUGAGCGGGGAGGUGCCCUGCAAUAACCUCCUCAUCGAGAUGCUGCACGCCAAGCGGACUUGA
This is a messenger RNA of Myiozetetes cayanensis, 1511 nucleotides long. RefSeq names its product nuclear receptor subfamily 5 group A member 1 (gene NR5A1). The record is from RefSeq and is a predicted model, not a curated record. The coding region runs from base 111 to 1511 and encodes 466 amino acids. Gene Ontology annotation, biological process: regulation of transcription by RNA polymerase II; hormone-mediated signaling pathway; tissue development. Gene Ontology annotation, cellular component: RNA polymerase II transcription regulator complex. NCBI's taxonomy places the organism in Eukaryota, Metazoa, Chordata, Aves, Passeriformes, Tyrannidae. The transcript has 6 exons. Gene Ontology annotation, molecular function: nuclear receptor activity; zinc ion binding; RNA polymerase II cis-regulatory region sequence-specific DNA binding.